Messenger RNA from Neurospora tetrasperma FGSC 2508, 859 nucleotides. RefSeq lists its product as uncharacterized. The transcript has 3 exons. NCBI's taxonomy places the organism in Eukaryota, Fungi, Ascomycota, Sordariomycetes, Sordariales, Sordariaceae. Bases 1 to 756 code for a protein of 251 amino acids. The record is from RefSeq and is a predicted model, not a curated record.
AUGCCCGUCUACGCCGGUGAAGACGGCUCACCACAGCUUUACACCCCGUCAUCGGCUUCAUACGACACCACCACUUUCCCACCCAUCAACGUUAACCCUCCCCAAGCUCAAAGCCAACCCAACCGGCAGCACGACCCAGAAAAGCAGCCGCACGAGGUAUCCCCCGUCCCCCUGGUGGGUGGCAGGGCGCCUCAGUCGGAGCAGAUCCGAUUUCCCAGCGCCAAGCCGACCGUGGUUCUGUUUUUGAGGCAUUGUGGAUGUCCUUUCGCAGAAAAAGCCUUCCGCCUACUCACCGCCCUCUCCGUGUCGCACCCCAACCUGCACUUCCUCGCCGUCUCGCACUCCUCCCCUUCCGACACCGACGCCUGGGUGAUCGACGUCGGCGGCGAGUGGGAAGCCGACGUGAUCGUCGACGAGUCCCGCGCGCUGUACGCCAAGUGGGGCCUAGGCACCACCUCCACCUGGUACGCUUACAAGCCGUGGGCACUAUGGAACACGUAUAAGCUUGGGGUUGCUGAAGGGAUUUGGGGACGGAAAGAGAAACCGAGGGCGGCCAGUGUUGGUUCUGGAUCGGUCUGGCAGAUGGGAGGAGCCUUUGCAGUCGAUAGGAUGGGGUUUGUGAGGUGGGUGGGCGUGCCGGCGGAUGCGAGUGAGGUGCCGGAUUUGAAGAGGGCGGUGGAGGUGUUGGAGGAGCAGUAUGGUGGACCAGGGCAAGGGACUGGUAGUGUUAAAGUGAAGAAGAACGGUAAGGCUUAGUAUCAGAUUAUCACAUCUUCGCCGGUUGAUGGGUUUUAAAAGUCCUUGUAUGAGGAUGUUUGUGUUCAGUGUCUUGGCCGGGUUUUCCUGUGGGUUGGACUGG